Molecule: messenger RNA, 2313 nt
Organism: Blepharisma stoltei
Lineage: Eukaryota; Ciliophora; Heterotrichea; Heterotrichida; Blepharismidae
Source: the annotation of a GenBank genome assembly
AUGAGUACCAUAAGAUGUUAUAAGCUAACGUGUAACCGUGAAGUUGAACUUUCAUGCAAUUGCAUUUCUCCUGAGAUCUACUCUUGCAAAAAACACUUAUUGGAGCAUUGUAAAUCUAGUAGCAGACCUCAUAAUUUUAACUCAAUAUUUUAUGAGCCUGUUGAAGGCACAAAAGAAGCGAUCCUUAGCCUUCUUGCAGAAGAAAAACAUAAAACUGAUGAAAUAAGAACAAAUAUAAUCGCUUCCUUUUCUCAAACUCUUUGCAGCUAUAAAAAUAUCCUUGAGCAAAUUUUGAAAGAAAUUGACUAUGACUCUGUAAAAAUUUGCAGUGAUGUCGAAAAGAUCUUGCAAACCCAGAGACUGUCGAGAUUUGAGAAGGAUCCAGUUUUAAAUUUGUUAGCUUUCCCGUCAAAUGAAGCUGUUGGAAAAGCUAAAACAAUUUUUACAGUAAGAUCAAAUAAUAGCAUUAAAUUAUUCUCCGAAAUGGGAAGACAAAUUGAUGAAAUUAUAAAGAGAUUUACCGAAGAAAAGUCUAAAGGUAUUUCACAUGAAAUGCAGUUUGAAUGGAAAAACCCCCUUGAAGGGCGUAUAAACUUUGAGAAGAAGGAAGAAAAGAUGCAUUAUGCCUUAGAGGAGUACAAAGAAAUUAUCAGAAUUAAUCCAAGUAACGCUGGUGCACACAAUAAAAUAGGAAUGAUCUUAGAAAGUGAAAAGAGAUAUGAGGAAGCAGUAAAACAUUAUAACGAUGCAAUUAGAUUCGACCCAAACUCUGCAUUUUAUUAUACAAAUAAAGGAUAUGCUCUUCAUUAUUUAGGUAGAAGAGAAGAAGCUAUGGAAUGCUAUAAAGAAGCUAUCAGAAUUGAUCCAAAUCAUGCUGACGCGUAUCAUGGCAUAGGAAUUAUCUUAAAAAAUGAAAAGAGAUAUGAAGAAGCGUUAAAAUUCUAUAACGAUGCGAUUAGAAUCGAUUCAAACUGUGCUCUUUACUACACAAAUAAAGGAUAUGCUCUUCAAGAGCUGGGCAGAAGAGAAGAUGCUAUGGAAUGCUAUAGAGAAGCUAUCAGAAUUGAUCAGAAUUAUUCUGAUGCAUAUAAUAACAUCGGAGUUAUCUUCUAUAGUGAAAGGGCAUAUGAAGAAGCAAUAAAAUAUUACAACGAUGCAAUUAGAAUCAAUUCAAAUAAAGUAAUUUAUCAUACAAAUAAAGGAAAUGCUCUUAAAGAGUUAGGCAGAGGAGAUGAAGCUAUGCAAUGCUAUAAUGAAUCUAUCAAAAUUGACCCAGAUUACGCUGAUGCAUACAAUGGUAUAGGAAUAAUAUUAAAAAAUGAAAAUAGGUAUGAAGAAGCAAUAAAAUAUUAUAACGAUGCAAUUAGAAUCAAUCCAAACUGUGCAUUUUUAUAUACAAACAAAGGAGAUGCCCUUAAAAAGUUAGGUAGAGAGGAAGAAGCUAUGGAAUGCUACAUAGAAGCAAUUCGAAUUGAUCCAAAUUAUGCUGAUGCUUACAAUAUGAUAGGAGUGAUCUUAGAAAAUGAAAUGAGAUAUGAAGAAGCAGUAAAAUAUUACAAUGAUGCAAUUAGAAUCAAUCCAAAUAUAGCAUUUUAUUAUACUGAUAAAGGAAAUGCUCUUAAAGAAUUAGGCAGAGGAAAAGAAGCUAUGGAGUGUUAUAAAGAAGCUAUCAGAAUUGAUCCUAACGAAGAUAACGCAUACAAUAUGAUAGGAGUCAUCUUAGAAAGUGAAAAGCAAUAUGAAGAAGCAAUAAAACAUUACAACGAUGCAAUAAGAAUUGAUCCAAAUUGUGCAUUUUAUUAUAUAAAUAAAGGAGAUGCUCUUAAAAUGUUAGGCAAAAGAGGAGAAGCAAUGGAAUGCUAUAAAGAGGCUAUAAGAAUUGAUCCAAAUGAAGAUAAUGCAUACAACAUGAUAGGAGUUAUCUUAGAAAGUGAAAAGCAAUAUGAAGAAGCAAUAAAAUAUUACGAAAAUGCAAUUAGAAUUGAUCCAAAUUGUGCAUUUUAUUAUACAAAUAAAGGAGAUGCUCUCAAAAAAAUAGGGAGAAGAAAAGAAGCAAUGGAAUGUUAUAAAGCAGCUAUCAGAAUUGAUCCAAAUGAAGAUAACGCAUAUAAUAUGAUAGGAAUUAUCUUCUCUAUUGAAAAUCAAUAUGAAGAAGCAAUAAAAUAUUACAACAAUGCAAUUAAAAUAGAUCCAAGUAUAGCAGUUUAUUACAUAAAUAAAGGAAACGUUCUUACAGUCUUAGGUAGAGGAGAGGAAGCCACAGAAUGCUAUAAGCAAGCUGCUAAUAUAGAAAAUGCUUCAAAAUAUGACUAA